Struthio camelus australis is the source of this 786-nucleotide messenger RNA. The record is from RefSeq and is a predicted model, not a curated record. Lineage: Eukaryota; Metazoa; Chordata; Aves; Struthioniformes; Struthionidae.
AUGAGCGAGAGGGAGCGAGAGCGAGCGAGGGACAAGAGCGAGAGAGAGCGAGAGCGAGAGCGAGAGAGAGCAAGGGAGCGAGAGGGAGCGAGGGAGGGAGCGAGAGUGAGGGAGCGAGAGCGAAAGAGCGCGAGCGAGAGGGAGUGAGAGGAAGCGAGAGGGAGCGAGGGAGGAGGGAGCGAGAGUGAGCGAGGGAGCGAGCGAGAGCGGGAGCGAGAGAGAGCGAGGGAGCGAGCAAGGGAGCGAGGGAGCGAGAGCGAGCAAGGGAGGGAGCAAGCGCGAGCGAGAGAGAGCAAGCGAGGGAGCAAGGGAGCGAGAGAGCGAGCGGGAGCGAGAGAGAGGGAGCGAGAGGGAGCAAGAGGGAGCGAGCGAGAGCGAGAGAGCAAGAAGCGAGCGAACGAGCGGGAGCGAGAGAGAGGAAGAGAGCGGGAGCGAACGAGGGAGCGAGAGCGAGCGGGAGCAAGAGAGAGCGAGAGAGAGGGAGCGAGAGGGAGCAAGAGGGAGCGAGCGAGAGAGCGAGAGAGAGCAAGAGCGAGCGAGGGAGCGCGAGAGAGAGAAAGCGAGAGCGAGCAAGGGAGCAAGAGAGCGAGGGAGCGAGAGGGAGUGAGAGAGCGAGGGAGCGAGAGGGUGAGGGAGCAAGAGAGCGAGAGCGAGCGAGAGCGAGUGAGGGAGCGAGCGAGGGAGCGAGAGCAAGGAGAGAGGGAGAGUGAGAGAGACAGGGAGAGAGUGAGAGAGCAAAAGAGCAAGUGGGAGAAAGUGGUAGAAAGUGAGAGUGACUGCGCGUGA